Molecule: messenger RNA, 2094 nt
Organism: Penicillium oxalicum
Lineage: Eukaryota; Fungi; Ascomycota; Eurotiomycetes; Eurotiales; Aspergillaceae
Exons: 3
Coding region: 1-2094 (697 amino acids)
Source: RefSeq, a predicted model, not a curated record
AUGCCAACCCUCCGCAACCCUUUUCGAUCCCACCAGCAAGACAUCGACCCUCCCACCCAAGCUCGACUGACUCGAGCCCGCGUGCGUCGGUCCAAGUCUGCAGCUUUUGUUCUGGACGCAUAUCGUCCACGUGUCUCUGCCGAAAACCAGCCUUUGAUGGCUGCGGAGAAUGGGACUGGUGGUGAUUCGUCCUUUCGUCCUCAAUAUCAAGUGGCCCCAGGCUUUCAACUUCCAGCCUGGGCAGGAAUCCAUGACCCUGAAAAUACUGAACUCACUCACAAGGCCUUUUCCUCAAAUGAGCCACUACCCCCUUUGCGUGGCUCUGGUCGCUUCAAGAGCUUCCUCAACCGACUUCGCACCGGCAAGCCCCGUGGCCGAAAACCUCUUGCAGGCACCUUUACCAUGUCUGAGGCGCCCAACACCAAGCAAGGUUCCUCAAUGGACCCGGGCCAGGAGAUUCUUCUUCCAAAGAGGAUCAGUUCUGCUGAGCUGAGGGCCUGGAAUGAGGAACGUCGACAAGAAGCUUUGCAGAAGGCUUCCUUGGUCAAUUUAGCAACAGACCCCUCCAAGACCCGCCAGCAUCAAUCUCAUCAUAACCCAUCGACCGCACAUGAGAAGCUGGUGGAGAAUCGGCGACCGGAUGUCAUCUCCCCCCUCCCUGGACGAUUCCGGGAAUCGAAGCUCAGUCGAGCCCCUUCAGACCCAUUCUCAGAUGACAAGGCAGUGAGCCUGGAUCAUCCCGCCGAAGCCUCUUCCUUCCACUGUGCCGAACCGACCCUGGAGACGCCAACGUAUGCGAGCCAAAAUCCAUACAAGAGUUUACCGUACCGCAUCGUGGACAACCGGCAGGCAACCUACCCCCAUGGUCCUUCUUCCCUUCACCGGCGCUCCAUUCCAGCCUUCGACAUCGUGCGUGUUCCUACGAUGGACAGCCCUUCUGUAGGUGGGUCUUAUUUGGGUCGGCUUCAGCCCGAAUUGAUGAGAGCGCAGUUGGAGAUGAUGGUCGACAGGCUGAAACUCCCAUUGGCCAUCCCGCCUUGGGCUUCCAUCACCAGUGAGGAGACGAAGACGACUGUUGAAGGCAACAUCAACUUCACUCAAGGGCACCGGCUCCUCAGACGUGUUCGACCGCGCCAGUCAGUCCUCAAACUUAGAGAUCCAGAGGCCCCCGCCCCCGUUCCACGCCUACGACGAACCAGAACAUUCGGAUCCUUUGUUCGUCGAUCCGAGCCCAUGACAUCCCUCCGGGGAAUCUCGCUGGAAAGACUUGCUCUUCUUGGUGGACAUAGCUAUUUCAGUUUGGACCAGAAGUAUGCUCCGGGUGCGAUGAAAUUGCCAGCCGCUAUUGUCGCGCCACUUGCGUUCCUGCAAGAGCUGCCUCCCAGUCCCGAGCUUUCACAGCUUUUCGUUUAUCCGGGAGAUAUGAAAAGAGCGAUUCGUCUGUAUGACUAUUUUGCCAACCAGGUGUUGUCUGCUACCAAGGAUGAGGCACUGAUUGAAUCGACUGUACGCGCAAUUUCUGUGCCCCUGUGGGACCGCAGCGAGCAGUAUCCCGUCCUGAGCGUCGCCUGGACUCUGAAGGCCCUGUUGGCUGGAUUGCCUGGAGGUCUUCUGGGAUCUCGCGCGCUUUAUCAGCUGCUGAAGGAAAUCAACUAUCUUGAAGGCUUCGACGCGGCCGGAUUUCCCCAAAAGAUCCGUACUAGUCUCAUUGCCUUUGCUCUGCCAGGGCUCACCAGUCCGAUGCACCUGGCUUUGAUAUGUGCCAUCUUUGGAAUUUUUACCAAGGUGCUUCGUGAAGAAGUGGCUGCAGCCCAGGUCGCUAGAUUUCCGCCCCGGAGAGUGGUCAGUGUGACCCGAGAAUUUGAAAUGGCCCGCGUCCUCGCACCGCUCCUGACUGGACCUGUGGAGGGUGCUGGGGCUGAGAUGAGGCCGCUCGGGCAGAUUCCUGACUACAACCUCGUGCAGCCCAUGACCAUGGUCGAAGUGGAGCGGGAGAUGGAGCGUGAGCGCGUUGCGGGGAUGCUGCUUGAGCUCUGGUCUGACAUUAGCUCUGAGCUCUCAUUUUUGAGUCACUGGGCUCCGAGUGUGCACUGA